This is a messenger RNA of Dromiciops gliroides (monito del monte), 2593 nucleotides long. It is a transcript of the gene RMND1, whose product is annotated as required for meiotic nuclear division 1 homolog. The coding region runs from base 394 to 1746 and encodes 450 amino acids. Gene Ontology annotation, biological process: positive regulation of mitochondrial translation. NCBI's taxonomy places the organism in Eukaryota, Metazoa, Chordata, Mammalia, Microbiotheria, Microbiotheriidae. The transcript has 13 exons. The record is from RefSeq and is a predicted model, not a curated record.
CCGAGCCAGGUAUGGAGGCUAGAUGGCUCGGAUCUCCGUUUCAGUGGUAGGAGGUUCCGGGUUAACGUUGCUGCCGCAGCGAACGGAAGUUUGUAGCCGCUGGCGUUGCCGUCUUCUCCCCUUCUAGUGGAGGUCAAAAACGCCCCACCCCCGGCCGUCUCCGCCCCUCUCCGGGCUGUCUUUUCUCCCCGCACCGCCAGGUGGGGGUGGUUGGCCUCUCCUUCCCCUGCUCCCGGGUCACGUGGGCUAUCCCCUCCCCAGCUGACCUAAGAGAUUCUACGAAUGUUUGGAUACUUCCGAGAUCCCCGAAGCCCCCGGGGAUCAAAGGAGAAAUAAGUUUCCUUCCUUGCCAGUGGAAUUGACACAUCUGCUUGAGGAGUUUUGAGUGCUGUGAUGCAGGUUAAACUGCUUCAAGAUCUGGCCAAAUCUUCCUGCAUUUUAGCAAAAAUAUGCCAGUGCCAAAGUAUCCCUAGAGUUCUUCUUCCAACACUGAAACCACUACAGGAAUUUGAAAAGACAACAUGUAGGACCGUGACAAUAAAUCGAAACUUGGGUUUAUGCUUUUCUGAAAAUUCAGCUGGUGGUUUGAAAUAUUCAUUUCCUGGACACAUCAUCUGGAAAGUGUCAGCUAAAAGCAUAAUAUCUCAGUUGAAGACUGUGUUCUGCAGAGUUGAAAAAAUGAAUGUUCCAUCCCUGAAAUCUUUUGGUACUUCCAGAAAAAUGAAUCACACACUAAGUCUAUUGUAUACUAAGUGGCCUAUGAAAAUAUUAAAGAGGCAUUAUUCAUCUAUACCUACUGGAAAACUAGAGGUUCAGCAAGUCAAGAGACCACUAAAAGCAUCUAGGACCAAACAGCCAUCCAGAGCUAACCUUCCACUUUCAUCUGUGAAUGAGGACCUGAGACCUGAUCACUGCACAGCCUUUGCAACAGCAGAUGAAUAUCAUCUUGGUAAUCUGUCCCAUGAAUUGGGAUCUCAUGGAUACGUGGAAAUAACCAACUUGCCUAGAGAUGCAGCAAAUAUUUUGGUGAUUGGUGUAGACAAUUCUGAAAAAGAAUGUGAUCCUGGAACAAUCUUUUUCUUCAGGGAAGGAGCCGUUGUAUUUUGGAAUGUGGAGAAUAAAACUAUGAAACAUGUGAUGCAGAUUUUGGAAAAACAUGAAGUUCAGCCUUAUGAAAUGGCAUUAGUUCACUGGGAGAAUGAAGAACUUAACUACAUGAAAGCAGAGGGCCAGUCAAAACUUCAUAGGGGGGAAAUCAGGUUAAAUUCAGAAUUGGACAUAGAUGAAAUCAUACUGGAGAAAUUUGCCUUUUCAAAUGCCCUUUGCCUUUCAGUGAAACUGGCUAUUUGGGAAGCAUCACUGGAUGAUUUUGUCGAGUCCAUUCAGUCAAUUCCUGAGGCUUUAAAAGCUGGAAAAAAGGUGAAACUUUCUCAUGAAGAGGUUAUGCAGAAAAUGGGACAACUUUUCUCAUUAAGACACCGUAUAAAUUUGAGUUCAGACUUCCUGAUGACCCCUGAUUUCUACUGGGACAGAGAAAACUUGGAGGCACUUUAUGAUAAAACUUGUCAAUUCCUUAGCAUUACUCGUAGAGUGAAGGUAAUGAAUGAGAAGCUUCAACACUGCAUGGAACUAACAGACCUGAUGCGAAAUCACCUGAAUGAGAAGCGAGCACUCCGCCUAGAAUGGAUGAUUGUUAUACUUAUCACCAUAGAGGUAAUGUUUGAACUUGGCAGACUGUUGUUUUAAUUAUGUGAACAAAGAUGUGGAUAACUGAAAAAAUGACAGAAAAUAUACCAAAAAGUGUCAUUGACAAAUGUGUAAAUAAUAGGAAGUAAACAGGAAGCAAAUGUUUCCUUUUGUCUGAUCUUUUAUAGUGCUUCUGAUCUUUGUAUAUAUCUUUCUGGUCAAAUAAAAAUUAUUACUUGUACUCAAGUUGCAUUCUCUCCCUCUACCCGUAGUUCAAUUUUUAAAAAUAAUUAAGAAAUUCAGAUAUUGGUAUUCCUACAUGCAAGAUACAAUAAAAAAUUACCCAUUUUAUCUUGUGUGAUACUCUUUGUCAUGAAUUCAUCUAUCCAUAGGUAUUAAAAUAUACCUAGCUUGCCCUUUUCAAACAAUUCAACCACUUUUUAAUAUUUUUCAAUAUAAUUUCUCUUACAAGUGAACACAUUCUCUAGCCUUCUAAAUACCUAAUUUAAGGUAGCACAAUCUACUCCUAUAUAGAACCUGCUUCUUUAUGGCUAUCAAAGAUGGAUAUACCUUGAUAGAAAUCUCCAUGAUUAUUAACCCUCUAAUACAUAUAUAAAAUUAAAACAUACUUUUAUUGAAGUGUUUUCUUUGGUGAGGAAUGAACAUAAUCAGUCCUGUUGCAUAGCUACGCAAUACUGACAAUUUGGAAAUGCAAGUAGAGUACUUCUUAAGAUUUACAUGUAUAAAAACAAUUUUCUUCCAGAUUUUAUCAGUGAAAUCUAUAUUUGGUUCUCAAAAAUCAUUUAACUUAAUGUACCACUUAAGACACUUACUUAAGAAGUAUACUUCUCUUUACUGUAGAUCCCUACUUAAUAAUGGCACAAAAUAAAGUGAGUUCUGACUGGCA